Molecule: messenger RNA, 1432 nt
Organism: Tricharina praecox
Lineage: Eukaryota; Fungi; Ascomycota; Pezizomycetes; Pezizales; Pyronemataceae
Exons: 1
Coding region: 387-1148 (253 amino acids)
Source: RefSeq, a predicted model, not a curated record
CUGCGCUGCGAGGCACUGGACGGUAGAAAGUGUAAUGAUGCAAGGAAGAGACGAGGGCAGGGAUGGUAUGUAUUCUGGCUGAUUGGGCGGACGAGGAGGGGCGGGGCGGGGUGGUGGAGGCGGGGACGGGGGGGAUGAGGAAGCGAGAUGGUGGAAACGGGGGCGAUGAAACGGGGCGGGUGGCGGAUGGUGGGCGGCGGCGGGCGAGUGGAAGCGGAGAAUGAGGAGGAGAAGCGAGGGGGUGGAGAUUUCGGGGAUAAAGGGCGGAGGUGGGAUACUUGUACUGUAGCUACACGAGCACUGGAGACCGGAGGGGGCGGCGGGUGAGGAGGUAUGCAGCAGCAGUAGCAGCGAUGUGGGUAUAUAGUACGGUAAAGUAGUAGGUAAUGGGGGAGGAUUGUGUUGGUCCGUUGAUGUCUCGGGAGAGAGGACGAGGAGGAGGAGGAAAACAGCAAGCGCAGUGGAUUGGGUUGGACCCUCCGUGGCUCAGCUGGCCCGGUUCAGUUCAGUUCAGUCCAGUUCAUUUCACGAGUUCAUCUGCCCGCAGCAUCAAUUCCCCUUCGUAUCCACCCAUAGCCCACCCAUGGACCUCCGUGGAAGGCGGGGUGGAACUUCGCUCUCGAUUGGCGAGAUUGGCGUGGGUUUGCUUGUUUCUUUCUUUCCUUCUUUCCCUUCGGUCUUCUUUCCAGAACAACGCACGCAGCACGCCUAGCGCACGGACUACCUUUUGUUUCAAGAAAGGAGCGGCAAUUAUGACAUCGCCAUGCCGCAUUGUUUCAUCUCACCACGGACAUUCAGCACUCUACUGGCACAGUGCACUGGCUAGCGAGGACGCUCUAGAUCGUGGCAAAAGCAACUCAUCACCGGCAGCAUCGCCAGCGAGGAGGAAGGGAAGAAGAAGGAAGGAAGAAGGAAAUGAGAAGGAAGGCAGAAGGAAGGGAGAAGGAAGGGAAGAGGAACGGUUCAUGACGUGUCGGACUCAUCCACCCACUGCGCGCACUCCACAGUCCCACUGCACACCCCUCCAAACGAUCGAUCGUCAGAACGAUCCUGAUGUUCUAGAGCGUGGGGAUCACAUGCAUCUGCUGCACAGGCGUCUUGGGUACUUUCACAGUUACUGGCAGCGUGGUGAAACGCAGAAUACAUAGUACGGUGUGUACGCUCUCCAUCGCCGCCGGUAUGCAUCCCCGCGUUGUCGUCGCCGCAAAUUCGCCGCCGGAAUUGUGCACGUCUCGUCACCUUCGCUUAUCAUGCCCGCCGUCAUGCGUGCGUGCAUGGUAUUUUGUUCUAGAAUUCCAAUUCCCCGCAUCCGUCUCGCCGCUUUUUACCGAGUGGGCACUGUACAUAGCGCGUCGACGUCAUCACGAGUGAUCGCACUCCAAACUUCAAAGACCUUUGGAGACUCUGCUAUUCAUCGAAACAUCCAAUCAUU